Nymphaea colorata (pocket water lily) is the source of this 2285-nucleotide messenger RNA. RefSeq lists its product as uncharacterized. Lineage: Eukaryota; Viridiplantae; Streptophyta; Magnoliopsida; Nymphaeales; Nymphaeaceae. The coding region runs from base 390 to 1739 and encodes 449 amino acids. Gene Ontology annotation, cellular component: nucleus. The record is from RefSeq and is a predicted model, not a curated record. Gene Ontology annotation, biological process: dGTP catabolic process. Gene Ontology annotation, molecular function: dGTPase activity. The transcript has 20 exons.
AGUAAGAAGUGGAAGUGCUCCCCCCACCUCUCUCUCUCACAUUUUUGUUUUCUUCUCCAUCGCUUCCCUGCUGCUGUCAUUGGACAGAGAACAGAGGGACAAAGGGAGAGCAUUAAGAAGCUUCGGAUGAUCUCAGAGAGAGCUCGGUAGGGUUUUUUCUCGACGUCGACGGAUUUCCUUCGUUUUUGUUCUUCCGCCGCAGAGAGACCCAUGGGUUCGGGUGCCGGCGUAGAAUUCACGGCGAAUUCGCACUCGAACAACGUUCAUUUCCCCUUUCAUGACCGGCGCCACACGAAGUACGUCUACGAUAACGUCCAUGGAAACAUUCAUCUCGAUCCGAGGCGUGCUGUUCUCGCGGAGCAGUGACAUUGGCGUGGAGUUCAUGGAAGAUGCUUCUACAGCGCCCUAAAAAAACUAGGCGGCCCGGGUGUACGCAGCUGUCCCUGGAGUUUAUAGACACAGAGCAGUUUCAGAGGUUGCGUGACUUAAAGCAACUUGGCCUCACGUACCUGGUCUAUCCUGGAGCAGUCCAUUCUCGUUUUGAGCAUUCUUUGGGCGUUUAUUGGCUUUCUGGUCAAGCAUUGAAUAGGCUUCAAUAUUUCCAAGGGCCAGAACUUGAUAUUCAUCAAUCUGAUAUUAUGGCUGUAAAACUUGCUGGUCUGCUGCAUGAUGUUGGUCAUGGGCCUUUUAGUCAUUUAUUUGAUCGAGCAUUCCUUCCUUUGGUUCUUAAAGGAUCUGAAUGGUCUCAUGAACAGAUGUCGGCUGAGAUGAUUGAUUUCAUGGUUGAUGAGCACAAUAUUGACAUAGAUCCCAACUUGCAGAGAAGAGUAAAGGAAAUGAUUCUGGCUAGUUGUAAUACCACGGUGACAAAUGGCUUAAAAGAGAAGCAGUACUUGUAUGAUAUAGUUGCAAACGGCCGAAAUGGAAUAGAUGUUGACAAGUUUGAUUAUAUUGCCCGUGAUUGUCGAGCUUGUGGCAUUGGCUGCAGUUUUCACUACGAAAGGUUGAUGGAUAGCAUGCGUGUCAUUGGGGAUGAAAUAUGCUAUCGAGCAAAGGAAUAUCUCACUAUUCAGAGGCUGUUUUCAACUCGUGCUGAUCUCUUCCGAACAGUCUAUACACAUGCAAAAGUAAAGGCAUUGGAGCUAAUGUUUGUAGAUGCACUUCUGCUUGCUGACAAGCAUCUUGGUAUUUCUUCCAGCAUCCACAACCCAGCAGAUUACUCGAAGUUAGAUGACACGAUAAUGAAAAGGAUUGAAACAGAUCCUGAUGAAGAGCUGAGGCCGUCAAGGGAAUUAAUCUUGCGAAUGCGCAGAAGAGAUUUGUAUCAGUUUUGCAAUGAGUAUGCUGUACCAAAAGACCAACUUGAACAUUUCAAAGAUGUUACGGCACACGAUAUUGUGUGCUCUCAGACGAAGGCAGGAGUAAACUUAAGGGAAGAAGAUAUCGCGAUAAGCAAUGUAAGGAUUGAUUUGACCCGUGGGAAGGAUAAUCCACUUGAGUGGAUCCACUUUUUCAAGGACUAUGAAUGUUCGGAGAAGUUUCUUGUGGCGGGUGACCAAAUCAGCCAUUUAUUGCCAGCAUCAUAUCAAGAUACAAUUGUGCGGGUGUACUCCAAAAAACCAGAACUGGUGGAAGCAGUCUCGGAGGCCUUUGAAAAUUUCCAGCUGAAGACCUACGGAAUCAAAGCCCAGGUCCAUGAAACCCCGAAAAAGAAGAGAAGCAGAAGUUUAAAACUGUGAAACUUGUUCAACUUAGAACUCUCGUCCUAUAUUACAAAAGUUACACUUGGGUUUUUGGUUUGUGACCGUCGUUGCUAAGCCCUCAAAUGGGUCAAAAAUUCACCUUUCACCUCCAUACAUAGUGUACAUUCAAAUUCUUUUUUCGUUUUCAUGUGCAGGAAUGUAACCAGACCAAUCUUCCAUAUAUCAGAAGUAAAUAGAAUGGAAAAGAGAAUGGCAGUGUGGUUUCGUUGCUCGAUUUGGAUGGUUGUAGCCUGUUUUUAUGUGGUUUCGUCUCAAUUCUGGUACUUUUGGGAUUUGAUGGCUGACAAACUAUUAUCUCCCUAUCAGUGUUCAGCCGUUAUUUAACCAAAAUGAGAUGCUUAGACGGAUGUAUUAUGCUCACACGACAGUCUCAGUUUGGCAAUGAACAAUUUGGUAGUGGCUUUUUGAGCUGCCGUAUGUUCUUUCUUAAGGCUUCUGUUAGCCCAGGCUUAUUUCCAUUGAGAGAAAGAGAGACCUCUUUGUUGAUGUGAAGAGACGGACUAUAAAUCAAGACAGUCUUUU